Rotaria sp. Silwood1 is the source of this 930-nucleotide messenger RNA. Lineage: Eukaryota; Metazoa; Rotifera; Eurotatoria; Philodinida; Philodinidae. The record is from the annotation of a GenBank genome assembly.
AUGUUUGAACAUGAUGAAGAUAUUAUUGAGUCAUUUCCAUUUGAUGUUCCUCUUAAUCCAUACAAACGGUAUCCUAAGACAUAUGGUUUGAUGUACAAGGAUGGGCAUAUUUAUCGUUUAAAUAUUGUUAAUCAGAAAGUCAUUCCAUUUACAAUCUUUUGUUUAAAACAUUUGAAACGAUUAUAUAUACAAAACACAUGUCUUCAUUGUUGUAAUUGUCAACAAUCCGAUGUGAUCGAAUAUUUUCCAUUAUCAUUAGCGGAAUUGAGUAUCUAUAAUACUAAUAUUACUCAUUUAUCGGAACAGUUAGGUAAAUUAACAAAUUUACAAACAUUAAAAUUAUCCAAUGUUGGUCUUACAACUCUUCCAGAUUCUAUUGAUAAUUUAUCUUUAUUACUUAUGUUAUAUUUACCUUUCAAUAAUAUAACAUCAUUACCAAUCACUAUUAAACAUCUUCGAUCAUUACAACAAAUAACAUUGAAAAAUAAUCCAUAUCUUCGUUCAGUACAACAACUUAAUGGUCUUCAAUCUCUUGCAGUUUUGGAUGCAAGAGGUUGUUCAAUUGAAAGUUUACCUCGUGAUUUACCUCAAUUAAUUUAUCUAUAUAUGUCAAAUAAUAAUUUAAAAAGACUUGAUGGCAUUCAAACAUUAGGUAAUGGAACAAGUAGUGAAAAAUCUUUUUAUUUUGAUAUGAAUUAUAUUGGACUUGUGACACCACGAAUUGAACGUGUUAGGAAUCUUUAUCAACUUGAUCUUAAUGACAAUAAAUUGAUAACUUUACCAUCGGAUUUUUUCGUUAUACGGACGCUUCGUUUUUUAUCCAUUGACGAUAAUUAUUUUGAUGAUCAUGAUUUAAUAAAGCAACUCUUUGUCACAUUUAAGAUUUCAUACAAAUCUAAAUACAAAGCUUUUAUGAAAAAAAUUCAAUAG